This is a messenger RNA of Alternaria ethzedia, 3789 nucleotides long. RefSeq lists its product as uncharacterized. NCBI's taxonomy places the organism in Eukaryota, Fungi, Ascomycota, Dothideomycetes, Pleosporales, Pleosporaceae. Gene Ontology annotation, biological process: nuclear pore organization; protein import into nucleus. Gene Ontology annotation, cellular component: nuclear pore transmembrane ring. The record is from RefSeq and is a predicted model, not a curated record. The coding region runs from base 1 to 3789 and encodes 1262 amino acids. Gene Ontology annotation, molecular function: structural constituent of nuclear pore. The transcript is spliced from 2 exons.
AUGAACGGCACACCCCAGGUUCGCCGAGGCGUGGGCGGCUUCCCAUCAACACCACAGAACACGAACCGCUCCCCCGGCCUCCAGAGCCCGAAUGGCACAACACCGCGACCCAACAUCAAAUCGCCCUUGCCAGACUUGCCCAAAGCCCCCGCGCAGUCAAGCUCAGGGCCCCUAAUACCCGCCGACAUCCUCGAUCCCGCCCAACAACGCUUCUAUGUCUUCGCCCUAUACGUCGCCCUAUGGGCAUACCGAACAUACGACUUCUAUACGCUGGCUGUCGAGGAGGACGAAUCGUUAGUGCUGUGCCUGAAAUGGUGCUUCUUCGACGUGCUGUUCAUGUUCGGCAUACCGCUACUGGAAAUUCCUUGGCUGGAAUGGGGCAACGGCGCCGCCUUCCUGCUGUUUGUGCUGCAUGCGGGCGUCGACGUCAUGCUCAUGUUCAGAAUUGGCAUACCGGUACAGGCAUGGCUUAUGGGGCUGGUGGGCUUCUUGUGGGAUAGCGAAUUGGCCAUCAGCGAACGGAGCGUCAAGCCUGGUGCUAUCCUACACAAUGCCUCCCUUAUUCUCGGAAAGCAGAUUGUCAACAUCUUGCCUGAGGGUUCUGCAGUCUUGAACCCAGAUAGGCAGUCGUUCUGUCUGAACUCGUCCGUCACCCAACUCGAAAUCCCGAUUAUGAUCAACCAGACCGAACCCCACGAGAUGGAGAUCCUGCGCAUCGACAUCGAUACCAAUGUCAACGAGACCAUCGUUGUUAAGAAGGGAGAGCUCAAGUCUAUGUUGAAGAAGGCUAGGAAGACGCAGAAGUCAUCCGACCCUGACGAUCCAUUGACUCUGGCCUACACGAUCAAGAAGCCAGGUGUAUACCUGCUCAAGAAGGUUACGGAUCAGUCGAAGCUUCUGGUCCGACCGCGGUCCACCAACGUCGUCGUGGCCACCUGCCCGCAAGCUCGAGUCAAGCCUACUGGCAACAAUCGCUGCCGUAGCGAUCUAUCCAACGUUGCACUCGAGGUCGAGGGAACGCCGCCUCUGAACGUCAAGUACCGCCUCACGGUGAAUGGGAAGCCCCGCGGCGGGUCUCAAUUCCAGAAUCUGCAGCCAGAUGACGCCAUCUCGCCCUUGUCGAAACACACAUCACAAGCACUGGUCAAGAGCGGACGCGAAGACAUUUCCUGGGCACGCCCGCACAAGGUUCUCGUACCUCUGAACGAAUCUCUCACCACUAGUGGCUCUUGGGAGUACGAAAUCGAGGAGGUGCAGGAUGGACUGGGCAACUUCGUGAGCUACCUGAACGUCGACGAUGACGAGCGCCCAAGGCCCAAGGUCGCAGGCAUUCGUCAACUAUUCGAGGUCCACGAGCGCCCUACAGCUUUCCUCAGAGGCUGUAGCCCACAGAACCCGCUUCGGGUACCCAAGGGUGAAGCUGCUCGUCUGCCCGUCCAGUACCAGUCUACGGGUAAAAACGCUAUUGACUCUGCGCAUACCGUUGAGUAUCUCUUCACACCCCAAGAGAAUAUCGUUUCGGAUGGCUACCACAGUCCAGAUGCUGUACUGCAAAAGCAGGUCAUGCGAAAGGGUGAGCAACCUACUAUCAAGGUCGCCGGUCUUUACACCAUCAAGUCUGUGUCGACCGACUUCUGCGAGGGUGAGGUUUUUGAACCUACUUCGUGCCUACUACACAAUCCGCCCGAGCCGGACCUCACGCUAGACAGCGAGGACAUCAUAGACAAAUGCGCGGGCAACCCCAUCGGUCUCCGCGUUGGCCUUGAUUUCGUUGGAAGUCCACCUUUCGUGGUCACCUACUCCGAGAAGAAAGACAACGGCCGAGAGGUCAGGCAGCCGCCACUUCAGAUUGCCAGUCUCCGCAGUACGAUCGAUCUUACGCCGACAGAUGCGGGUCAUUACGAAUACUCAUUCAAAACCAUCAGCGACUCGGUUUACAAAGAGAGGCCCCUUAGCAACAUCAAACUCCAACAGGACGUCAAGCCAUCCGCACAAGCAUACUUCAUUGAAAGCAGUAGACCUAAGCAAGCUUGUAUCGACGAUGUGGUUGAGUUUGACGUGGGCUUUGCUGGUGAGGCACCCUGGAAGCUCGAAUACGAAAUUGUCCACAAUGGCAAGCGUACGAAGCGCACCAUCGAGACCGAGACCGCGCACUACGUGAUACGAACAGACAAGCUCAGCAGCGGUGGCGAGUACGUCGUAGCUCUGACGAGUGUUACCGACAAAUCUAAAUGCAAAGAGGUUCUCAAACCCGUAGCUAGAGUCAAUGUUCGUCACGAACGACCCAAGGCGUACUUCGGGCACAUUGAAGGCAAACAAUCAGUCUUGGCUUUGGAAAGUCGACAAGUCGGACUUCCUCUUCGCUUUACUGGAAACGGCCCUUGGUUCCUAGAGUACGAAAACUUGAAGACCAAGGAGGUCAAGAAGGAUAGCUUCCAAAACCCCAACUCGUGGCUUGACGUCAAGACAGAUGGAACAUAUCAGUUGAUCUCCGUUAAGGACUCUGUUUGCCCUGGCUUGAUCGAUGAAAAGGCUGACCAAUUCGACGUAUCUUGGGUCGCACGUCCCUCGCUUAGUGUUCCUGAAAGCAGCGCGGUGCUGGAAGGCAGCAAAUAUAUUAAGGACGCCGUCUGCGAGGGUGACGAGGAUUCAUUCGAUGUGUCUUUAACCGGAAAUGCUCCUUUCGACAUUUCUUACCGACAGGAAUACAAGGACAAGAAGGGAAAGACAGCCUCUGUCAGCGAAAAGGACUUGCACACCGUUGGUGGUCUUGCAUCGAUUCGAUCCGAAACCUCCAAGGCUGGUACUUACGAGUACACUUUCCUGAAACUGGCAGAUGCCAGAUACGACCACUCGAAGAAGCACUUCUCGCCUAUCACGAUUCAGCAACAGGUUCACUCACGUCCUGGUGCUCGUUUCGAUAAACCUGGAAAGACAUACAGCUACUGUUCGCGAGAGUCAGAGGGCGAAGAAGUCAUCCCCAUUACGCUGGAGGGCGUUGCACCAUUCUACCUGGAAGUGGAGAUCAAACAUCAAGGUACCCCUAAGCCGGAAAUCAGCGUCCACAAGAGCAUCCCCACAAACAAGUAUGAUCUCAAGAUUGAGCACCGCAAGAUGCACCUCGGUCACUCGUCAAUUUCCAUCCGUAAAGUUCGCGACUCGCGUGGAUGUACCCUCAAGCCUCCGCCAGGUGGUCCCCGUGUGCAAAUCAGCGUUCAUGAUGCGCCUACCGCCACACCCCUGGAAGACCGACAGGACUUCUGUGUCGGUGAGCGCCUGUCCUUCGCUCUUAGUGGCCAAAGUCCCUUCACAGUAUACUACACCUUCGAGAAGCAAGAGCGCAAGGCCUCCAAUCCGGGCACUACUUUCCGCCGUCUCGCUGAGCUUCCAGGAUCGUUCACCAUCACCGGUCUACGCGACUCUGCUUCUGAGUGCCUUGCAGCGCUCGACCUUACCAAGACCAUUCAUCCAAUCCCCUCUGUACGUCUCUCUGGAGGUCAAGUCCACGAGAUCGACAUUCAUGAGGGUGGCGGUACGGAUCUAGAGUUCCAGUUCUGGGGUACACCGCCUUUCGAGUUUACCUAUACGCGAAGCACCAAUGCAAACAAGGGACGGAAGAGCAAAGUGCUGGAGAUCAAGACGGAAAUCAGUCAUGAGAUGAGUAUGAGCAUUCCAGUCCAGGAGGAGGGUACGUACGAGGUUGUAUCUAUCAAGGACCGGUGGUGCAGUUUUGCGAAGCCCGGCGAGGGCCAUGAUGGCAAAGGCGGACAGAAGAUGUUGACCUACUGA